Molecule: messenger RNA, 2412 nt
Organism: Bicyclus anynana (squinting bush brown)
Lineage: Eukaryota; Metazoa; Arthropoda; Insecta; Lepidoptera; Nymphalidae
Exons: 5
Coding region: 141-1151 (336 amino acids)
Source: RefSeq, a predicted model, not a curated record
CAACUUGUCAUUGUCAAGCUGUCAAGUCCGGUACACAAACACAUUUAAAAAAAAAAUUAACCAUUUCGAAUGGAUAUUGGAUUCCUAAAUAAUUAAGGAAUAAGAAUUUGAACAUUUAUUUAUUUUCUAAUUUUUAUAUAAUGGCAGAAACGUUAAAACUUUCAGAUUUGAAAUUACAAAAACCGUACAAGGUAUAUAAAGCAGAUGGUGGUGGGAUUACAUUUCUUAAACUUACAUACAGUGCACAAUACAGUAAUUGGCAUAUUGCACUUAUUGCAAAGGGAUGCCCACAUGAAGUUUUAUAUAUGCUUGAUGUGUCAUAUAAUUAUAAUGAUUCUAAAAUUACUUUGACAAAAAAGAAGGAGAGAAGGAAUUUAUUAGAGGAUACUGUUCCUAGUGAAUUAAGUCCUGAGAUCACAUCACAAAAGUAUUGGCUAAGUUGGUACAAUGACACUAUACAGAUGGGACUUAUAGUAUCAUCUAACUACUUGAAACCAUUUUUAACGUAUGAAGAAACAGAUACGGGAAAGACUAAUAAUGAAUUAAUAGGAUUUGUAAACUUUACGUCAAAUCAGUAUUUAGAUUUUGUGGUUAAUGCCAGUCCAGUUUCUUUGAAACCCAUCUGUCAUAAACAUGUAGAAGGACAAUUAAGAUGGGUCAAGGUAACAGAUGGGAAUCUGCCUCACGAUGCAAUGAUUGGUGGAUAUGAGAACGAGCCUACAUACAUUGCUCGUGCGGUGCACGGUAGAUCAUUGUGUCCAGGAAAAUAUGUACAUUCAAAAAAGAAGGCUUAUGUAGCUUGGGGUCAUAUGGAGCAUGCAAAAAAUGUUUUUGAGAUUCUCUGUGGCUUCAAUGGACAAUGGGUUAAGUGUAAAAAUGAUCUAAUCCCUGAAAAUGUAUUCCAAGCUGGCAAAUCGGAGGUAAACAAUGAAGAUAUUUACAUUGGACGCGCGAUGAUCGGUGAUGACCUUGUUGUUGGAAAGGUGCAUAUGUUAUACAAGACUUGCUACCUUCCAUAUAAAGGCAAAGAAGUAGAAAAAGGCAUUUACGAAAUAUUAGUAAGGGGAGACAAGACAACAUACGGACUGACAAAACAAAAGAAUUGUUUAUUAAAUCCUUUGAGAGCAUUACAGCCAUGUAUGUCAUAUUAGUUACUAUGGAUUUUCCGGGAUGAAAAGUAGCCUAUGUGUUAAUCCAGAGUAAAAUCUAUUUCCAUUCCAAAUUACAGCCAAAUCGGUUUAGUAGUUGAGGCGUUAGAGUAACAAAUAUCCAAACAUACAUACAAACUUUCGCGUUUAUAAUAUUAGUAGGAUUUGGAAUUUCUUACCCUAAACUCUGAUUGCUCUAAGGAUGUUAUUAAACAAACCCUAAUUGGCUAACUCUUUCAUUCAUAAUGUACCUACAAUUCCUGUAAUGGGCGACUUAAUAGUUCGUUCGUUCGUUAUCAACCCAUAUUCGGCUCACUGCUGAGCUCGAGUCUCCUCUAAGAAUGAGAGGGGUCAGGCCUUAGUCCACCACGCUGGCCCAAUGCGGAUUGGCAGACUUCACACACGCAAAGAAUUAAGAUAAUUCUCUGGUAUGCAGGUUUCCUCACGAUGUUUUCGUUCACCGUUUGAGACACGUGAUAUUUAAUUUCUUAAAAUGCACACAACUGAAAUGUUGAGAAGGCUUAAUAGUACAAUAGGAAAAAGAACAAAUAACGAAUGUAAGCUUAUAGGACCUAUAUAAAUGUGCAAAGAUUCGUGGAAUUUACUCAGGAGUAAAGUAUAAUUCAAGUGUCAUGAUCAUUCCCCCCCCCCCUCCCCCCUUCCCCCAAAAAAGUAUAUGGAGAUGAUAAUAUGAUGUAUAAAUAAGGAUUAUGUUAAAUAAUUUAAAAUAAUAAUUCUGACCAUCAAAUGUUAAAUGUUUGUUAAGAAAUCUCCUGUUCUUAUUGAAUCUUUUGUCAAAUAUCUUAAAUAGUUUUUGAGUAAAGUCAAAAACCAAACCCCUUUUUUUAUUUGUAGUUAAUUGUUCAUAACUUUUGCAAUAUUUGCGAGCGGGCCUUCAAUUUUUUCAAAAUCUAUCUACACCCAAUUCCGAAUCCAUUUGAGAAGCAUUACUUAAUAGGGAGUACAAAGAAAAUACAUUCGAUUACUAAUGAAUAUUUAGAAGAACUAUAGAGAUUAUUAUAAAGAGGUAUUGGAAAGAGUUUAUGGUAUUGUAGGGAAAUCUGGAUCUACUGAACCGAUUUUGAAAAUUCUUUUACCACUAGAAAACUACGUUAUUUGUGAGUUUUAUAGGCUAUUUGUUAUCCCCGUAUUCUAAUAAGAACGGGAACUCUCAGAUUGCAGAUUUUUGUAAAAUAGAAACAAGUUAUUUAAUGUAUUGUACAAUUAUGUAUUUUUUUGUAAAUAAACGUAUUAUUUUGAGGCA